This is a messenger RNA of Lycium ferocissimum, 1118 nucleotides long. RefSeq lists its product as uncharacterized. Lineage: Eukaryota; Viridiplantae; Streptophyta; Magnoliopsida; Solanales; Solanaceae. Gene Ontology annotation, biological process: lipid metabolic process. The record is from RefSeq and is a predicted model, not a curated record. Gene Ontology annotation, molecular function: oxidoreductase activity, acting on the CH-CH group of donors. The transcript is spliced from 2 exons. Bases 150 to 959 code for a protein of 269 amino acids.
UGCUAUUGUUGUAAAUACUGCAGUCCUCAUAUAUUUUCACUUUUGUCUUUUUCUUCCCCUAACUCAACAAAAUAUCAUCCACACAUGCUAAACAAAUUAACAGAGAAAUAAAGCAGAAAAAAUUGAACAGAGAGAAACCAAUUAUUCCCAUGGCACAAAUAUUUACACAAAUAUUAUUUCAAGAACCAAGUCCAAUCUUUAUCAAAGUCAUGAUAGUGAUGAAUUUAAUAAUAUCUGCAAUAUUGGGUAUUUCAGAAGCCACUGGCAAACAGAAUGUUGAGUAUUCAAAGUUCUGGAAUGUGAAUAAUCAGAAGCAAGUUAAAGCUAAAAUCCCAAGCAAAAUGGGGAUGAUUUUUGUUUAUAGUCCCAGUUUAAUAGCAUGUUUAAGCUUCUUUUGGAUCUUCCCAACUGGUGGAAUCAGAUUUUUCAUGCUCAAUUCUGCUAUGACCGUUCAUUUCUUCAAAAGAGUUCUUGAGGUUCUGUUUGUUCACAAAUACAGUGGUGGCAUGGUUCUUGGUUCAGUGCUCCUUAUUUCAUCUCUUUAUUUUUCGUUGGCUGUUGUCAUCGUCUUCACCCAACACUUAACUCUAGGAUAUACGGAGCCAGAAGUUGAUAUGAAGUAUAUCGGUUUACUGAUAUUCUUAGUCGGGAUCUGUGGCAACUUUUAUCAUCAUUAUCUCCUUUCCAAGCUCAGAGACCAGAGAGAGAAGGGCUAUAAAAUUCCCCAAGGUGGCCUUUUCAGUGUGGUCAUAUGCCCUCAUUAUCUUUUCGAGAUUCUUGGCUUUAUAGGGAUUUCAUUCAUCUCCCAGACAUCAUUUUCGUUUUCCUCUGCUGUGGGUGUAACUUUGUAUCUGGUGGGAAGAAGCUAUGUUACUAGGAAAUGGUACCUUUCCAAAUUUGAAAAUUUUCCUAAGAAUGGUAAAGGCUCUGAUUCCAUUUGUUUUCUAGAAAAAGAAUGAUGUACUUCGUCUCAAAGUUCCACUAUGUAAUAACACUUUUACCAUGUAUGAAAUUGUUAGCAGCACAAUUUGUAACCUGUUUUAUAAACUUAUCCAUCACUGACUUUGACUUGGAACAAUGUGAAAUAUACCGCAGGCAGUAUAAUUGCUUUGAGCAUU